AUGGAGACUGAACUUUGGAACAGCAUUAUGGGCCCCACAGGAACGGGGAAAUCCUCAUUUGUCCGCAACGCAGUCCCGCCGGCAUUGUCCAGUCGUAUCCAUGUUGGACAUAGCCUCGAGUCUGAAACGAGCGAGAUUCAACCCAUCCAGUGGGUGAACAACGAUGGUGUCAAAAUCAAGCUGGUGGACACUCCUGGUUUCGACGAUUCCCGUGAAGGACUGACUGAUACUGAUGUCCUCAAAAUGAUUGCGACUUUCCUGGAGAAAGAGUAUCGGGGAACCAUGUCAAGAGUUACUGGUCUGAUUUAUGUGCACCGGAUCGUUGACACUCGCAUGGGAGGCAAGUCGCAAAAUAAUCUUAGAAUGUUCCACAAACUUUGUGGCGAGGAUUCACUGAAGAACGUUUCCAUCAUCACGACGAUGUGGGACAAAGUCACACCGGAAGAGGGACAACAACGCGAACAAGAAUUGCGAUCGGGGCAUAAUCUUUUCAAGCCGCUACUGGACAAGGGUGCUGUAUUGGAACGUUAUGAUGGAACACCACAAUCUGCAUCGAAUAUUAUCGAUUACCUUCUACGCAAGGAAUCCACAACCGUUCAAAUUGUUCGCGAGCUCGUAGAAGAGCAGAAGCCUCUGGAGGAGACCGCAGCGGGUGCUGAGCUUCGCGGCGUUAUCAAUGCGCUUUUGGAGAAGCACAAAAAGGAAAUAUGUGAAUUGCAAGAAAAGAUGAUGCGUGAAAUGGCGGAGAUGAGGAGAGAGAUGAUGGUGGAGAAGAGUAAAGCGGAGAUGGAGGUCGCACGGUUGCGCAAGCAGCUUGACGAUCUGAAACGGGGUGUGGUGGAGUAA
Molecule: messenger RNA, 846 nt
Organism: Pisolithus orientalis
Lineage: Eukaryota; Fungi; Basidiomycota; Agaricomycetes; Boletales; Pisolithaceae
Exons: 3
Coding region: 1-846 (281 amino acids)
Molecular function (GO): GTP binding
Source: RefSeq, a predicted model, not a curated record